UAAUAUAAUGGAUAGAACUAGCUGCAAUUAGAAGACCCCCUCCCGCUUUUUACUGCAGGUCAGCGGCCAAGACACCAGUGAAUAUCUUUUGAUCCCCUCCUCAGAAUCCCAUCUCAACAUGCCCACUCCCCUCAACCCUUGUCGUCUUAGAGAAGCGUAUCGUGUCGAUCUACUCCCUUCUGAGUUUUGCACUUGGCGUGUUCAUGACCACAGUCUGAUGGGACCAUCACGAUCUUGGUGAUAGGCUUGUUUGAGAGUGCUAUUUUUGAGAGGUGCCAGCUCGUAAGCCAGCAUCCAAGUAGUGCUUACUUGUUAUCGCAUCUUUUUCUGCCAACAUAGCGCUAUACUAACAGAGCCUCACCUUUUCAACUUGUGGUUUUUUCUUCUCUACCUCUUACCUCCAGUUAUGUCGGUGUGACUUCUGGUUACUACACCGAGAUACUCUGUAGAGACGAUCUCGUACGCGAGUCAUCCGUUACAAAGUCAAAGGUUAAGCACACUUACAUGAGUUCCCUCGAGGUGCUACGAGACGAGAGGCCAGGUGCCGAGGCUCUAAAUCCGGCGACAUCUCACUCAUUUGGGAGUUUGCUCAAGGUAUCUGGUAGUCGAAAACGUCGAAUCUGAAAAGCCUCACGAUGGGAGGAUUUCAAACCCGCAUGGCCUGCACUGGGUUGGCGGUUUUGGCAGUUAUAGCUCCAACCACGACCGCUAUGCACGACAAUAGAUAUCAGAUCCACCAGUUGGAAAAGAAUUAUAACAUUUUGCGCCACCCAAAACGCGAAGCUACUUGCCAACAAUCAGGCUUUACGCUAUGUCCUGCUUCCGCAGAUGGUGGAUGUUGUCCCGAAAACUAUGCCUGUGCCAUAUCGUCCUGUUACGCCACAACGGCGGGACCUACGUCCGCAUGUGGAACAACAGGAUAUUAUAACUGUCCACUUACAGCUGGUGUAGGGGCCUGUUGUCCCGUAGGAUUUCUCUGUGGGCGCGACACAGAGGAUUGCUUGCCGCCGGCCGGAGCAUCAUAUUCACAAUCAUGCCCAUCAUUGUGGUUUGGUUGCGCAGCUUCUCUCGGGUAUGGUUGUUGCCCAGACGGGAUGGUCUGCGGAAGCGCUACUUGUUAUGGAACCUCCCUAAAAACGCUUCCGGUAAGCGAAACCGUAACCACUACUGAUUCUAAGGGAAAUACUAUUACGACAGUGAUCACGAGCUCUUCAGUCAUUUCCCCGGGUCCGGAUCCGUCGGAUACGUCGUCUGCUACGACUGCUGGCGUAGCAAAGUUAAUUCCCAGUACCGUCUCUAAGUUGCCAGCUCUCGAGACUAGUGGUGGCGGUGGUAGCGGUGGCAACAAUGGCAACGGUCUCAGUCAAGCCCAGAUUGGCGGUAUAGUGGGGGGUGCUGUCGCAUUGCUAGCUGUUAUAAUCGUCAUCGCCGUAAUUAUUAUAUGGCGGCUUAAACGGACAGAGAAGGCUGCCAAAGCCGCGGUAAAGUCCAGACACGGGAACUCCAGCGGUGAACCACACUCGCAGAAAUCGGGCUAUGGACAAUUAUCAAUAUCGGAAGUCGACGGUACGGACGUAGAUUCUAUCAUACGGACCCGGAACGCCCACUUUCGAGCCAGAUCUGACUCGUCUACCGCUGGCGAGCAAUCCCGUUCGGAGACGCCAAACUACUAUGGCUCCAAUGCUUCCACGACCCCGCCCGCUUGGCCCGGAUAUUUCCCCCAGCUUCCAAGAUCCGACGCAUCAGACGGUCGCCAGUCAAGUCUAGAUUCCUAUGGCGCACGUCACGAUAACGGGUUCUUUCCCGCACGGCCCAGCGUCGACUCGGAGACACCUCGUACGCACGUGCGUCAAUGGAGUGACGUAAGCGAAUUGGACGGUAGUAUUGUCGGCGCGCACGGCGUAUCAGAAUUAGGCAGUCCCGACGUUCUCGAGGCGGCAAGGCGGCGGUCUAACAGCUCAACGCGCCCGCCCAAGGUCCAGGUCAGACGGACCAGCGACCCAUCCGGAAACUCGCGAGGGACGCGCGGCGAAGGCGUGACACCGACAGCAGCCUCUCUAGGAACGCUUACCGAAAUUAGCGAGCUACACGGAUAUUACGGAUCUCCAGAUAUCGCAGUCGGGCAGACUGCCGCGAGGCUCAAUAAGAAGAAUUCGGCUAUUAGCUCAUCGCCGGGGUACGACACAUAGAUACAUUGUGCUACGAUGUUGCCUUGUAUGACUGAAGCCCAAAUAUCCAUCAUGGGGGAUGAACGGCUUCUACAGAUAUAGAAUGUGUGCAUGAGAGUAUAUGGUCGGUCGUUGGGCUUGUAUUGGUCGAAGGGCUAGAAUGUGAGGUUGUUCUAUGACUCUUUACUUGCUGUCUUUUUGGUGGGAGGAGCUCGUACGGCGUUUAUCGGUUAUACCCACAAGAUCCCACUAUUAUUUUACAUACUUCCUAUAUGCUUUUAGGACGGGCACUCGGCGCGGAUGGAAAAUUGCUUGGGUCUU
Messenger RNA from Daldinia decipiens, 2489 nucleotides. RefSeq lists its product as uncharacterized. Lineage: Eukaryota; Fungi; Ascomycota; Sordariomycetes; Xylariales; Hypoxylaceae. Bases 636 to 2189 code for a protein of 517 amino acids. The record is from RefSeq and is a predicted model, not a curated record. The transcript has 2 exons.